Messenger RNA from Paramuricea clavata, 1105 nucleotides. NCBI's taxonomy places the organism in Eukaryota, Metazoa, Cnidaria, Anthozoa, Malacalcyonacea, Plexauridae. The record is from the annotation of a GenBank genome assembly.
AUGGCCGCGGCCGAAGAGGAAGGGAAGACUGGAUUAAAUCGUUUCGAAGCCCUUGAACAAUCCAUUGAACAGUUUAUUGAAUCCACAAGACAAAUUGGGAUUAUUGUGAGUGAUUUUCAGCCUGGCAGUCAGGGUGUGCUUAACCAGAAAAUGUAAGAAAUAGGAGAACAUAUUUUGUGUAUAGUGUUGUCUACUUGUCUAGUUUAUAUAAACAAUAGAUUUCGCCGUUGUCUGUUCAGAGGAAGAACAAAAAAGUGGAGCACGAGCCGCCGAGGCGAGUGGGUUGACAUAUUGUCAUACUGUGUGUCUAUAAGGGGGCAAGGGGCCGUGUCCAUAGAGAUUUAGGGAGAUUAUAAAUAACACUAGAGGAGGCAUUGUAAUCUUAAUUCAGUAAAAAAAGGGAACGCGACUAUUGGGGGGCAAAUUCAUGUCCCGGAUGUGUAUUUGUGUUCCCAUUGGUGACGAGUUUCAAAUCAGCCAAUGAGAGCACGAUUUUAUAUCCGGGACUUGAAUCCCCCCCCCCCCCCCCCCCCCCCCCCCUAGCUGCGUUCCCAAUUUUUAAACUCGAUACCUCCUCUAGUGUUAUUUAUGAUCUCCAUGGCCACGUUCAUGUUGAUGUUGCCACAAAUAAUGUCGAAUCGACGUUAUUACUUCACCCACCCAUCCUCUCCAGAUAAUGUCGAUUCGACGGUAUUUGUGGCAACAUGAAUAUGGACAUGGCCCCUAACUGGACAGGCAACGGUUAAUCUUUUCUAUUUGUUUGUGAAUAAAUUUCAUCCUAUGCAGCAAUGAAAUUUCAAGUAAUUUGGCGAUGCUUAUUUUAACAGCAAUGCCAUUGUGGAAAGUCUGAAAGAAAUUGAAAAAUGUAAAGAUAAUUUUCAUAAUGUUGAAGUUCCAAUGGACGUUUUCUCGUAAGUUGAGAAAUCCUUAAACUUUCAAAAAUGUAUCUGAAUUUCCCUUGUACUGGCGUGCACAAUGUAAUUGUUCCUGUUUCCCACCUAGGUAUAUUGAUGAAGGGAAGAAUCCCCAAUUGUACACAAAGGAUUGUUUAGAAAAAGCUUUGGCUCAGAAUAAGGAAGUUAAAGGGAAAAUUGAUGCUUAUCAG